This is a messenger RNA of Tinamus guttatus (white-throated tinamou), 543 nucleotides long. NCBI's taxonomy places the organism in Eukaryota, Metazoa, Chordata, Aves, Tinamiformes, Tinamidae. The record is from RefSeq and is a predicted model, not a curated record.
AUGCCAGGAGCCCUGUCCCAUGUGUGUGAUGGGUUUGCUCAGCCAUGGCCGCUGUCGGCACUGCCGACCCGGAGCGAUCACGAGCGCGUGGGGCCAGCAGCGCCCAGCUCCCCGCCGCCCGGCAGGUUCCUGCGGGACGACUACGCCGUGCAGGUGUCCAUCAAUGACCACCUGGACAUCUACUGUCCCCAUUACGAGGGAGCGGCGCCUGGUGGGCGCGCUGAGACCUUCACGCUCUUCAUGGUGGACCGCGAGGGCUAUCGCGGCUGCUACGCGACACCCAGCGCCUUCAAGCGCUGGGAGUGCAACCGGCCCCACGCGCCCUUUGGGCCCGUGCGCUUCUCUGAGAAGAUCCAGCGCUUCUCGCCCUUCCCGCUCGGCUUUGAGUUCCAGCCGGGGGAGACCUACUACUACAUCUGUGAGUGCCUGGUGCCGGAGGGGCCGUGGGCAACAGGGGCUGCGGGCGCCGCGGGGGCCAGGCCGGGCAUGCCGGAGAGCUGGAGGAACCGGGAGUCUGGGCAUGCUGGGGCCUGGAUGCACUGA